UAAUAACUAACACCUGUUUCCAAUUGCAGUAAGCUUGGGGUAUCAUGCUUCAAUAUGAUCAAGGACUGAGUCCAUCAAUAGAUUAAAGUCUCCUCCAAAUAUUAUAUCAUGAGGGGUGCCAGCAGCUUGCAACAUCCCUUCAAGAUCUAUAAAAAAGCCCUAAUCAUCAGUGUUAGGUACAUAAAUAUUAGCCAAAAUAAAACUUUUCCCCUGAAUUUCUGCUAAAACAAUAAUGACUAUUCCUAAUUGAUCUUUAAUCUGUUUGAGACAUUUGAAUUGAAGAUGCUUACUUAUCAAUGUAACGACUCCCCGGCUCUUACUUGAGCUAGCACUAAAGACAUUUACAUUUAUGCAUUUGGCAGAUACUUUUAUCCAAAGCAACUUACAGUGCACUUAUUACAGGGACAAUCCCCCCGGAGCAGCCUGGAGUUAAGUGCCUUGCUCAAGGACACAAUGGUGGUGGCUGUGGGGAUCGAACCAGCGACCUUCUGAUUAUCAGUUCAGCAUUUUAACCCACCACUCAUAUCUUCCCGACUCAAUUUCAGCUAAAUGUGACUCCCAUUUAAUCUAAAUGACCAAAACCAUGAAGUAAAAUUACCAGUCAGAAUUGAUGGUGUAAAUAUAAACCGUUUGCACAGCAAAAAUCAUAAAGACUGGAUGUUUGUUGUAUACUGCCAUUAAAUUAAGGUACAAUUUGAUGAUUUAAAUUUGUCCCUCUUUAUUGUGUUUAUUGUAGAGCUGAUGGAAGUGAAAGAGGAAUGUGAAGAACUGAAGGAACUGGAGGAGGAACAGCAUGAUUUCAUAACUGGAGAAAAAUCUUGGAGUGGCUCAAAGACAGAAAAUAAUUUCUCUCCAAAAAAGCCUCAAAGAAGAGCAGCCAAGAAAUCUUUCACCUGCUCUCAGUGUGGAAAUUGUUUCACAUGUAAAAGCAAACUUAAUAAACACAUGAGAGUUCAUUCUGGAGAGAAACCUUACACGUGCCAUCAGUGUGGGAAAAGUUUUGCAUAUGCACCCAGUCUCAAGAGUCAUCUCUUUUGUCACUCUGGAGAAAAGUCAUUUGAAUGUGAUAAGUGUGGUAAAACAUUUGUUCUGGCACAGUCCCUAAAACAACAUCUGAAAACUCACACAAAUGAGAAGCCUUACAAGUGUUCAUUUUGUGGAAAGAGUUUUGCACAACUGUUCUAUUUGAAACAACACCAGAAAAUACAUACCAGUGUGGCGGCUCAUAUGUGCUUUGAAUGUGGGAAGUUCUUUAUUACAGCCAACAACUUGAAUAAGCACCAAAUAAUUCAUACUGGAGAGAAACCUUACAAGUGCUCACACUGUGGAAAGAGUUUCACUCAGUCAGUAAACCUGAAGACACAUGAGAGAUUUCAUACUGGAGAGAAACCUUACAAGUGCUCACACUGUGGAAAGAGUUUCACUCGGUCAGAAUUGCUGAAAACACAUGAGAGAAUUCAUACUGGAGAGAAACCAUACAAGUGCUCACACUGUGGAAAGAGUUUCACUCAGUCAUCAAACCUGAAAACACAUGAGAGAUUUCAUACUGGAGAGAAACCUUACAAGUGUUCACAAUGUGAAAAGAGUUUCACUCAGUCACAAGACCUGAAAAAACACGAGAGAAUUCACACUGGAGAGAAACCUUACAAGUGCUCACACUGUGAAAAGAGUUUCACUCAGUCAGUAAACCUGAAAACACACGAGAGAAUUCACACUGGAGAGAAACCUAACAAGUGCUCAAAUUGUGGAAAGAGUUUCAUUCUGUCACAAGAUAUGAAAACACAUGAGAUAAUUCUCACUGGAGAGAAGCCUUACAAGUGCUCACACUGUGAAAAGUGUUUAGCUCGGCAGGGGUUCUUAAACUUUCUCAGCCUCAGCAGUUACAGAUCAGGAGCUUCAGUUAAUGUUCAUAUCAACCAUAUGAAUGGGGAAAAAACAAAUAUUUCAUUGAUUUAGACAGUGGUAUGAUUGUUUGUCAGAUGGGCUGGUUUGAGUAUUGCUAUAACUGCUGAUCUCCUGGGAUUUUCAAACUCAACAUUCUCUAUAAUUACUAAGAAUGGUGCCAAAAACAUAUGGUGAGCACCAGAUCUGUGGAUGGAAACAUCCUAGUUGAUGAGAGAGGUCAACAGAGAAUGGCUAGACUGGUUUGAGCUGACAGAAAGCCUACGGUAACUCAGAUAACCCCUCUGUAAAAUUGUAGUGAGCAGAAGAGCAUCUUAGAACGCACAACAUGUUGAACUUUGAGGGUUGAAGUCGACGUGGUCUUCUGCUGUUGUAGCCCAUCCACCUCAAGGUUCGACAUGUUGUGCAUUCUCAAAAUCUGACAAUUCUGGAAUCAUAAAUUACCUUAAACUACAAAAAAUAUAUAUUUCCCAGCUUGUAUAGCUAAUGCGAGUUGUUUGACAGGUGAUAUAUUAAAGGUGAUUGGCUCUUUUUCCUUUUAAGGCGGGACUUCCUUUCUACAUCCGUUGACCGUUGGGUGCUUAGAGCUCCUUGGUUGGGCGUUCCAAAUUCUCCAAUUAAUUUUAAUACAAGUGGCUCAUCUCUGCCAAGUAAUCUCUGCUUUAAAUCAAAGGGAGAACCAGGUUUACCUAAGUUUAGAAUGACAUUACUGUGACUGAUUUUGUUGAGCAGAUGAUUGCAUUCAAUGAAAUACAUGAUUAAUGACCACUUUAGUAGUUAUUAUUAAAAUAAUUAUUUUUGAUACUGUUUUAUUGUUUAUUGUUAUUAUGAUAAAUAACAGCUACAAAAACCAUAAUUCAGCAUAUACGAAGCAAAAAUUCAUAGAUGUGUUUUUUUAAAUGUAUUGCAU
Xyrauchen texanus (razorback sucker) is the source of this 2812-nucleotide messenger RNA. Its product is annotated as zinc finger protein 501-like. The record is from RefSeq and is a predicted model, not a curated record. The coding region runs from base 742 to 1956 and encodes 404 amino acids. Lineage: Eukaryota; Metazoa; Chordata; Actinopteri; Cypriniformes; Catostomidae. The transcript has a single exon.